ACCUAAUCCCCAAGAAUCCCAACAGGUUAGUUAUUACAACACGUGUAGACAAGUUUACAAGCAAAAAUACGGUGAAAAAUUAGUGAAGUUCGUCGAAAAUGGUAGUUAUACAGCGUGUGGUUAAAGCAACCACACGUAAAGGUAAGAAAGUCCUCAUCAAGAAAGAGCCACAAGUGAACGAAGGUCCCAAAAGAGCCCUCUUCUUGCAAGGCCGGCGCUCCUCGGAUAAGCUCCGCCGCUUAACUAAAGACCUCUUUGAUAUCAAAAAGCCUGAUGCCCAACUCUUGAAUAAGAAAAAUGACAUAACCAUCUUCGAAGAUGCCACCCCAGUGGAAAGAUUUUGUAGAAAAUUUGAAACGCCGUUGUUUGUUAUGAGUUCACAUAGUAAAAAGAGACCGGAUAAUCUAGUCAUUGGUAGGAUGUACAAUUAUAGUUUGUUGGAUAUGAUCGAGUUGCAUGUGGAGAAUAUCGAAUGUAUGAGGGAAUUUGCCUGUCAGAAGAUAGUGUUGGGGACGAAGCCGUCGUUGGUAUUCAAUGGCCCCACAUGGGAAGAGACUGAGGAGUUGAAACACUUGAAGAGUCUGUUUAUUGAUAUUUUUCAUCGGGAGGAGGUUGAAUCAGUCAGGCUUCAAGGGCUUGAACACACUAUUAGUUUUACGGCCACACCAGAGGGGAAGAUUUUGAUUAGGUCUUUCAAUGUGCUGAUGAAGAAGUCGGGGACGAGGGUGCCGCGGCUGGAACUGGAAGAAAUGGGUCCCAGGAUAGACCUCACCCUCCGACGCAGCAAACUCCCUAGUGAAGACCUGAUGAAAGAAGCCCUUCGCAAACCUAAAGAACUUAAAGUCACUAAAAAGAAGAACAUCAGUGUGGACGGCUUAGGAACAACCCACGGCCGCAUCCACGUUGGUAAACAAGAAAUCCAGAAAAUACAAACACGUAAAAUGAAAGGUCUGAAAAAGACGCCUGAAGAGAUAAAAAUGAAGAGAGCAGCGAAGCGCUCAGCUGAUAAUAAUAAUGUAAAUAAAAUCAAAAAACAGAAACUGGGAUGAGGGGCUAAAUGCAAUCCUUGUUAAGUUUUGUAUAAAUUUUUAUGUUUAGGUUAAGUUUAUGUUGUAUCUAUAAUUAAGUCCUUUUUUAUUUAAGAAUAAACUUUUUUAAGUACAGGGUUCUUGCAAGAGAGCCUAGUUUACGUAGUCAAAUUGUCAUUUGACUGGGCUAAAUUAUGUAAGUACGGUUCUGUUCAAUAUGGCGCAGACGUGUUGUUGGUUGCCUAAGAACCAUUUUCUGAAUACAAAAUAUUCAAUGAGGAAA
Messenger RNA from Zophobas morio, 1311 nucleotides. Its product is annotated as ribosome production factor 2 homolog. The transcript has 3 exons. Gene Ontology annotation, molecular function: rRNA binding. Bases 99 to 1049 code for a protein of 316 amino acids. NCBI's taxonomy places the organism in Eukaryota, Metazoa, Arthropoda, Insecta, Coleoptera, Tenebrionidae. Gene Ontology annotation, cellular component: nucleolus. Gene Ontology annotation, biological process: maturation of LSU-rRNA from tricistronic rRNA transcript (SSU-rRNA, 5.8S rRNA, LSU-rRNA); ribosomal large subunit assembly. The record is from RefSeq and is a predicted model, not a curated record.